UUUUAAGUAUCGACUAAAGAAUCAGGCCACAUCGUGUUGGCAAUAACUUAACGUGGUUUCACUGUACUGUAUCAAACAUGCUUCGCCUUCGGCUUAGUUUCAUGCAUGAUAUUUGUUUUUCUCGAGAAAGUUAUUUGUGAACGCGUGUCGAAGAAAUUUCCGAUGAGAAACUCGUUGACUGGCCUUUCCUACACCAGUGAACCACUACUUUGAGAAGUAAAUCAUAAAAGACAAGCGUUUAAGGAAGGUUCCUAGUCGCAACAACAAAUUGGCAUAAUCGAGAUCCCCCCUCCCUAAAAAAUGAAUGGCUGGCCAUUUGGCCAGCCUCUGUCCAUCGUUGGACGUACUGGCCAACUUUACCGCAAACCGCUUCCCUUACGGAAUCGUCUUCUGUAGUAUGAAGGACAUCUGCUGUAGUCUCCACCGUCGAUGCGUUAACAAUGGCUAACUUUUCCUUGUUAUUAUGUGUUGUAAACACAUCCCACUUGCUCCAACAUUCUGGGCAAUUGCUACCACAGACACAAUAAGGAUGGAUUUUUACCUGAAAUUGCAGUCGCUCCAAGAUUUCCUCGUGUUGUCACUAUAAAAAGCCAACCGACGUGAUACCUUCAUACAGCAGUUGAAGACACGGAGUCGUUGACGAUAUCACAUCAGCUUGUUCCAUAGUGAAACAAAAAGAAAAUGGGUUUAUCUACCCGCAGUGUAGAAUUGAUGCUUGUCAUUGCAUUAUUGAUACAAUUUUCAGCUUGUGCAGAUGUGAGCUCGUCAGAGACCCAGAUAAGCAACAGCACGGGGUCAGAAGGCCAAAGAAGAGAAAAAUUUCUUUCUUUGUUUUCCAUCGUUCGUUUCCCGAAUUCACUGUGUUUGGCAUCCAAUUCUUACAAUGGGACUUGUUUGACCACUGCCGAGUGCUCCGCCAAAGGAGGAACAGCAUCCGGAACCUGCGCUUCGGGAUUCGGCGUCUGUUGCGUUUUGACUAUCCAAACGUGUGGUGCAACAACAAGUUUGAACAACACAUAUUGGCAAAACAAUGGAUUCAGUUCGGCGUACACCACAGCUGGCCAAUGCUCCCUGUUUGUUAGCAGAGCUUCUUCUGAUGUCGAUCAACUUCGAUUAGAAUUUAUAACCUUCAUUUUGGCUCAGCCGGAUUCGGCUACUCUUAGUACCACUGGUCAGUGUAUAACUGAUUCUUUUACUGUUUCCGGUUCGGCUAACAUCGUUCCAGCUAUAUGCGGAAGCAACACCAACCAGCACAUGUACAUCAACAUCGGACCUGGGACGAGUACAGUUACCCUUAGUAUAAUCACGUCGGGCACCGCUAUGUCUCGUUACUGGAACAUCAGGGUCAUUCAGAUUCCAGAAAACACUGAUUACACGGCUCCAGACAACUGCCUGCAGUGGUUCACCGAGGCUUCUGGACGAUUGGUCUCUUUCAACUACCAAUACGCUACGACUCCGAUAGUUCAACACUUGGCAUAUCAAGAUUACACUAUGUGUAUCCGAACCAAUCAGGGUUUUUGUGGAGUUAAAUAUGACUUGUGUACGCCAACGGCUAGUAAUCCUUAUGGGCUUUCGACUGUCGCUGCUGGCACUGUCGCCACUGGUACGCUUAUGGAUUCGUCUUGUGUUUACGAUUGGCUUCAGAUUCCAUGCGUUUCCGAUCAAGCCAAUUCAGUCGUUACUUCGGUAGGAGCGACAGUCGGUUGCGCAAGUAAACUGUGCGGAAUUACUGGCUUUACGGUAACAGCUGAUUCAACAACCGCAACAACUUCUCUGUACAGCUAUAGGCGACCUUUCGAAGUUCGUUUCUACACCGAUUCAAAAGAAUUUCUCGUGACUGCGGCCGAUGCAGAAAACUGGGGAUUCUGCCUAACUUACACUCAACAGCCAUGCCUUUCAUCAGCCACUAACGGCUAAUAAUCGUCAUCAGUGUAUUUAAUUAAUUGACUUUAUAUACGUAUUUUAAACCUUUGCAGCCUAUAGCUGGGCAUAUAAUGAAUAAAAAUGGCGGUGGAUUAAAUCAA
Messenger RNA from Daphnia magna, 2024 nucleotides. RefSeq lists its product as uncharacterized. NCBI's taxonomy places the organism in Eukaryota, Metazoa, Arthropoda, Branchiopoda, Diplostraca, Daphniidae. The transcript is spliced from 12 exons. The record is from RefSeq and is a predicted model, not a curated record. The coding region runs from base 682 to 1917 and encodes 411 amino acids.